AUGGAUCCUGAAUCAGAGGGGCCACAGAUUAUCAAAGUGACACCUCUUCAGCAAAUGCUCGCUUCUUGCACUGGAGCUAUACUGACUUCACUAAUGGUGACACCCCUCGAUGUUGUUAAAAUUCGACUCCAAGCCCAAAACAACCCAUUCUCCAAAGGAAAAUAUUUUGUGUAUAGUAAUGGACUUAUGGAUCAUCUAUGUGUCUGUGAAGAGGAAGGCAACAAAGCAUGGUAUAAGAAACCAGGACGUUUCCAGGGUACAUUGGAUGCCUUUUUGAAAAUUGUUCGAAAUGAGGGCAUUAAAUCCCUGUGGAGUGGCCUUCCCCCUACCUUAGUGAUGGCAGUUCCUGCCACAGUUAUUUAUUUUACCUGCUAUGAUCAAUUAUCUGCUCUCCUGAGAUCAAAAUUAGGAGAAAAUGAAAGUCAUAUACCAAUUAUUGCCGGAAUUGUUGCCAGAUUUGGUGCAGUAACUGUGAUAAGUCCAUUAGAAUUGAUUAGAACCAAGAUGCAAUCUAAGAAGUUUUCUUACAAAGAAUUGCAUCGAUUUGUCAGCAAGAAGGUAUCUGAAGAUGGUUGGAUUUCCCUUUGGAGGGGCUGGAUUCCUACCAUUCUUAGAGAUGUACCGUUCUCAGCAAUGUACUGGUAUAACUAUGAAGUUUUAAAGAAGUGGUUGUGUGCGAAAUCUGGUUUAUAUGAACCAACAUUUAUGAUCAACUUUACUUCAGGGGCAUUGUCUGGUUCUUUUGCAGCUGUUGCAACUUUGCCAUUCGAUGUGGUAAAAACACAAAAGCAGACUCAACUUUGGACAUAUGAAAGUCAUAAAAUUUCUGUGCCUUUGCCUAUGUCAACCUGGACUAUCAUGAAGAACAUUGUUGCUAAGAAUGGAUUUGCAGGAUUAUUUACAGGUCUCAUUCCCCGUUUAAUUAAAAUUGCUCCUGCUUGUGCUAUUAUGAUCAGUACCUAUGAAUUUGGGAAGGCUUUUUUCCAAAAGCAAAAUGCUCGAAGACAACAAUACUAGUGAUGCUGUUUCAACUUGAAUUAACAACCAAAGCCAAAUAAUAAGGUGGAGACUCUUAGGCAAGAACUCUUUACCAUUAUCUUAAAAUUAUUUUAUAUAUUUCUUUCUUAUUAAAUGAGCAGUAAUUUCUACUUUGCCUCUGAAUCAUAACCCUAAUUUUAAAAUAAAUUGUUAGUCUGAUUUUUGAGAUAUUGAAAAAGAUACUCCAGAAGUCACACCAUUAAAUGUUCCUGUAAAGAAAAGAAAAAUUAUUCCUUAGCACUGAAAGUGAUAAUCUCUGAGAGUUUGAUAUUAUAGAUUUCGGUAUAACAUCAUUGGGACUGUGUCAGAUAUAUCAGAACAUUUUGAAUUGUGUGUUGAAUGAUGUUCAGAGUCUAGAAGAAAAAUGCCUGUCUCUAACACACACUUAAAUCAUGCACAUAGAUAUUUAAGUAUUCCAACAAAGUAGAUAAUAGAUGGCAGUCUUUAAAUAACAUUAUUCGCAUUUAUCUAAUUACCUGUUAGAUUUUCUUUAAUUCAAAUGCAUUAGUUUUUUGUUUUAUUUUACACCUCCUCUUGCUGUGAUAAGGCUUCACCAGUAUUAGGAUUUCUCCGCCUAAAGGUAUGGCCGUUUUAUCUUUAUGAACCAGAAUAUAACUGUUUAUGUGAUAAAGGUAUUUUUGGUGACUAAAGACUCUGUAUUAUCUACUGUUUCUACAAGAGAGAAGGAAUCUUUACUGAUUGUGUUAAAUGUCUGGCACAGUGAAUCUUGGGCGUGCAUAUAUUUAGAGUGAUAAAAAGAACGUUUCAGCCUGGGAAGGGCCCUGGUUUCAGCCGUCUUGGAAUCCAGGUAUCACUGUGGAGCUCUCGAGGUGUCACAUGUAUUGUCUUCUUCUAACAACACUGAGAUUAACACAAUAUAAGCCACAAGUACUUCCACAAUGUCCCUUGAUUGUACACAUCUCAUGUUAGUAUGCUACAUCAAGAGACUAAAGAGGCCGCUGUUUCCUUGAAGAAACAGCUUUAUUCACUACAGGCUAAUGGCUCAGUAAUGUAGCUCGUGGCUGUAGGAAUGAAACAGGACUAUGCUGGACGGACGGAAAUGUUCUGUUAUUUUUGUUUUUGAUUUAUUUUCUCAGGAUCUAUAUCCUAUAAGAAAAAGCACUUUAUUGCAGUCUGUGUGUAUGCUAUGACAAUGUGAAGUUGUUGUUUUUUUCCCCUAAAAUAGAGUAAUAUAGUUAGGUGACAGAUCUCUAGUGUAUUUUGUAUUUUAGUAGAAAAGAGUUCAUAUGUUUCGUCAGAAAUAAACUAUAUAGGGUUUGUAUGUAAUCUUUUGUGUUUACUUUAUCCUGUGUUGAUUUACCUUAAAAUUUU
Molecule: messenger RNA, 2370 nt
Organism: Neomonachus schauinslandi (Hawaiian monk seal)
Lineage: Eukaryota; Metazoa; Chordata; Mammalia; Carnivora; Phocidae
Gene: SLC25A40
Product: solute carrier family 25 member 40
Exons: 10
Coding region: 1-1017 (338 amino acids)
Biological process (GO): mitochondrial transmembrane transport
Source: RefSeq, a predicted model, not a curated record